This is a messenger RNA of Colletotrichum graminicola M1.001, 267 nucleotides long. RefSeq lists its product as uncharacterized. The transcript has a single exon. The record is from RefSeq and is a predicted model, not a curated record. Lineage: Eukaryota; Fungi; Ascomycota; Sordariomycetes; Glomerellales; Glomerellaceae. Bases 1 to 267 code for a protein of 88 amino acids.
AUGGGGAGAGGUGUUGAUGAUGGGUUACAAAGGUACAACAGUCAGGCCACAAUACACACAGGUCUGGACAUCAUCAUCGGGAUUUUGCAUCAGGGCUAUCCUCCAAGGCAACCUCUGCGAGAGGGGCGAUGGGUGAUAUCAGCACAGGAAGAAAACAAGACUGUUUUGAGCACAUUGGGCAAUCAGCGAAGCGAAGCGACUGAUGAACUAUCCGCAAAGCAAGGCCUGUUCAGUUCCAUCUGGCCCCGUUCCCCUCCCCCUCAUUAG